Messenger RNA from Onychostoma macrolepis, 1042 nucleotides. RefSeq names its product BAF nuclear assembly factor 1 (gene banf1). Gene Ontology annotation, molecular function: DNA binding. The record is from RefSeq and is a predicted model, not a curated record. Lineage: Eukaryota; Metazoa; Chordata; Actinopteri; Cypriniformes; Cyprinidae. The coding region runs from base 214 to 486 and encodes 90 amino acids. The transcript is spliced from 3 exons.
UCUCUCUGAACAGCAGCAUGAGUAGAGCGGAAGUGACGGUGUUCUUUCUAAAGGCGGGAUCAGGAAGCUGCGCUGUGUGAGUUAUUUUGGGCGCAUUGAGACUCUGGAUAGCACGGCGUUUGCGGAUGAGGAUUGAAAUUUCUCGAUGAUAGUGUCCAGCCACUGAAGAAAGCCAAAAUUAAAUCCCACAACCCUCUCUAAUACAAAUCAACAAUGUCGUCGACAUCACAAAAACACAAGGACUUUGUGGCAGAGCCCAUGGGGGAGAAGUCUGUGAUGGCACUAGCAGGAAUCGGUGAAGUUCUUGGAAGGAGAUUGGAAGAGAAGGGCUUUGACAAGGCAUAUGUUGUUCUAGGACAGUUCCUGGUGCUGAGGAAAGAUGAGGAGUUGUUUCGGGAAUGGUUGAAGGAUACGUGUGGAGCCAACGUCAAACAGCAAGGCGAUUGUUAUAGCUGUCUGAGAGAGUGGUGUGACUCUUUCCUGUAGUUGACUUUUUGUUGUUGUCGUAUAUUCAUCCCCCCCCCCACCCCCCUGACUUGUAUGCCGAAUACAUUUACCUCACUCUGUCAAUUCAACUUUUUGGACAUCAUUCUUGGAUGUAUUAAUAUUAAUUCUUAGUACAGAAUUAUCGCACUAGAAGGUCUUUAGAUGGGUGCACUUGUAAUAUCACUGCUCAUUUUGUGUGUUGUUCAAACAUCAUUCACACCGGAUCUUUAGUUUUGGGGGUAUGACACAAAAUUGUCCAAAAAUCCCAUUCAUAUGCAGUUCUGUUCCAGGCAAUGCAUCCACUGGUUGUAGUCCAAAUACAAUAACACCGAUAGUUCUGCAAGUCUUUCCCCCUCUCUGUUUAUGAUAUUUGAAGGUUUUAACUAUGUCCAAAAUGUGCCACAAUGCUUAUAAGCUUUUAAAGGUUUAUGUGAACUUGUCACUGUUCUCUGGUAUGUUACCCAAAGGAUCAGAUGCAUAAUGGUAUAAUUUUGCCGUCUGGUUUUAUGCUCCCCAACCCCUAAAUUGCCUUAAUAAAAUUCUGGAUUUGUUUUAA